This is a messenger RNA of Contarinia nasturtii (swede midge), 3700 nucleotides long. Its product is annotated as serine/threonine-protein phosphatase 4 regulatory subunit 1-like. The coding region runs from base 153 to 3623 and encodes 1156 amino acids. The transcript has 12 exons. NCBI's taxonomy places the organism in Eukaryota, Metazoa, Arthropoda, Insecta, Diptera, Cecidomyiidae. Gene Ontology annotation, biological process: protein dephosphorylation. The record is from RefSeq and is a predicted model, not a curated record. Gene Ontology annotation, molecular function: protein phosphatase regulator activity; protein binding.
UAACAUAUUGCAAAUGUAACUCGCAUAUAUAGUUUUUUUUAUGUUAUUUUUGUAAGAACAAAAAAAUAAUUUAGUGAUUAUUUCAUAAAAUUUUUAUCGUUUCAUUUGUUUGAAAUUAACAAUAGAAAGGCAUCCAAAUCGAUCAUUUAACAAUGGACGUUGGGGAACGGAUUUGGGAUGAAUUAUCCAUACAGCCAGAAAGUGAAAGUUCAUCGAAACUGAGUAUAUCAGAUAUGCUAACCAACGUGGCCACAGAUGCAAACGAAGGAAACAGAAAACAAUGCGGUCAAGUGGUUCUAGACGUUUUGAAAGAGCAUCCAGUCAACGAUGUAUUGGAGAACAUUCAUCAAAUCGCAUCAACAUUGUCAAUGGCAUCAGAGGAUACAGAUUCCUCGGUGCGGGCAGCGCUAGUUCAAGUUAUACCUGAUAUAUUUGCCAGAUGUAUCGAAUUAGGUAACCCGGAAUUGGAAUAUUUCCUUUUCGAUCGUAUGCUCGAAAUAGUGCUGCGAUUCUUGAAGAAUGAAGAGAACAUGGUUAGAGAAACAUCCUUUGCCUCCAUCAAAGUUCUCUUAUUGAAGAAAUACUUGAGCGCAUCACGGAUCGAAGAGUUUGUGUGUCCGACAAGUGUUCAAUUACUUAAUCUGGAAGGUUUGCCGGAGGAUGUAGUCAGAGAGCGGCAUCCAGAUGCAUUUGUGAUAAUGGCCCUGCUUGCACCAAUUAUUGGCGCCGACAAAACUCGUGAAUAUUUUUUAGAUAAGUUUUUAGAGUUAUGCACAAACGAAAACUACGAUGUUCGAAAAAUGUGUGCCGUAUUCUGUCCACACCUGUGUAAAGUGAUGGGAAUCGAAGUAUCGGAAAAACAUUUGAUCCCAGCAUUUUUAAGGCUAUGCGAAGACAAGGUGUGGGAUGUACGCAAAGCAGCGGCCGAUUCAAUUCGUAUAAUUGCAUUGCUGUGUUCGCAUCCAUUUCGACGGGACAAAUUGUGUCCAGCCUUCUACAAAUUAAUGAACGAUUCAUGCAGAUGGGUGUAUCGUGCAGCAUCGGAAAGUUUGGGACUGUUCAUCUCUUCAUUUGCGAAAAAGUGUAUUUUAGGCGUCGCAUAUCGCCCAAACGGCGAUCUCUAUAUACCAAAUCCUGCAGAUGCAGACUAUAAACAACAUUCCCAAACUGAAAUCCUAAGUAACUUUGAGUCAUACGAAAGUUGGUUUGAGAAAUCGGCAACAGCGCCAGAAUAUCCAAAGAAUUUUAUGCAACAACAAAAACAAUUCAAUAAUAAAAUUGAUUUCGAUGCUAUUGUGAAAGUGUCACGUGAAUCAUCGAAUGAGAAUCCACAUUUCUCUUUGCCGGAAACAUUUCACAAUGCACUUUCGUUUCGAAGUUACGAUAAUCAUGGUUUUUCAUUGUCAAUCACAAAUCUAUUAGACACGUUUAUCAUUCAAAGCGAACAUAAUAAUGGUCACAGCCAUCAGCGCAUUCCACGCUCAAGCGGUCACAAUUUUGAUUUGACCAGCCCAAUAAUGGAACCGAUCAAUGAAUACCAUCAUUUGCGCAAGAAUACACCGCGCGAUUUUCCAAUGAUCGUACGAAAGGCAAUGGAAAAACAAGAGGAAGAAAAUACACGAAAAUUUACCAUCAAAGCAAAAAUACCACGUCAAAAUGCUGCACCACAUGUGAAAAUGUUGCAAGAAGAACGAGGCACAAAUAGUUUUCAAUCGUUACCGCCACCACCACCAGCGAUCACCAAUUCAGAGCCCGAUACACCAAGCAUAGAAAAUGCACCCUCAUCGAUAGACUUUUCAUCGGCUGUUAACUCAAAUCUUAGCAAUAGUUUACACAGUAAUGAAACCGAUAAUGAAAACAAUAAGGUCAACAAUACGUCGGAUAUAAAUUUAAAUUUUAAAAGCACAGCUAAUGAAGAUGGCGCAUACGAUGGAUUCACUUACAACAAACGCGAAUUACGUGUAUCACGAUUCAGUGAAUCAAGCGGUUUCAGCAGUAUUCCAGACGAUGACGAUGCGACCGGCAACGAUUUUGAUAUUUUAAAAAAUACCGAAACAUUCAUGAAUCGUAUCAAUACAAUGCAAUUGGACGAUUACGAUGAUACCGAUGAUGAUGAACAUAAUUUUAAUAACAGCAAAGAAUACGAGGAUCUUGAUCAAUCAUUUGUAAACAUGGGACUGGAAGACGAUGAUUCCGAUAUCAAUUCGAAUUUAAAUAAUUCAUUGGGACCAACCAAAACCACUGAGGACGACGAUGAUGAAGAGGUCUUUAGAGAGUUCAAUUCACAUCAAUACUGGUACAUUAGCCCCGAUAUACCAGUCGAUAUGGAUAUCCUUUUAGAGCCCGAAGAAAAAAAAAUGAGAAUACAACUGGAAGAAGAGUUGGAGCUCAGACGAUUCGAUCGUGUAAAAUUGAUAAAUUAUCAGCCAAAAAUCGUGCCAGCCGAACUAAUCAAAUAUUUCGUGUCAUUAGCUCACUCUCAGGAUAGUCCCGUUGUAAAUUAUUAUUGCGCAUAUCAUUUUCCAGCUGUUGUAUUAACACUAGGACGAAAAAAUUGGCCCGUCAUGUGCAGCCUAUUGCAAUUGUUAUGUAACCAUGGCAUUGAUGACAUUCGAAAAACAAUGGCAUCGUCCAUUUACCAAAUUGCAUUGAUCAUUGGCCGAAAAUUAGCUACACAAGAUUUAGUACCAGUAUAUUUACGAUUUUUUGAAGAUCAAGACAAGGUUAAAGUGGUUGCAUUGAAGAAUUUAUCGAAUUUUUUGACCGUGAUUGAUCGGCCACGAUACGAUAUAAUUGUGGCCGCACUAUCAAACUGCCUAGGUGAAUAUUAUGAGGCCGGAUGGCGAUUCCGUGAAGAGUUCGCUCAACAAAUUUUAAUUUUGGUGAAAUCAUUUGGCGAUUUGGCAUGGUCAACGCAUAAGCUCAACUUAAUUGGCAUCACCAUCAAAUUGCUACGUGAUCGUGUUAAUAGUAUUCGUAAAAUUGCUUUAGAAACGAUGGUUGAAAUUUGCAAAAAAUUAAGCGCUGAUGAAUGCGAUGUGAUUUGCACAUUUUUAUCAAAGCAUUUUGGAUCAAAUUCAAACUGGCGUCAUCGGCAAAUAUUCAGUGAAUUUUGUCAUCAAUGGAUGGCACAAGAGACGCCCCUAUAUCCGGACGUUUUUAACGAUCGUUUGUUUAAUAUUGCUUGUCAAUUGGUGAAAGAUCCCGUACCAAAUAUUCGAAUGACCAUUGCCAGGUGCUUUGCGUUGGUGUUAUCGAAACAGUACAUUGACACCCAACGAUACAAAGUAACCGUCAUAAUAUUGCGUAAAAUGCAAACUGAUAGCGAUCCGGAUGUGAGUGACGUUGCAUUAUCUUGUGAUUUACCGUCAAACGAGGACGAUAACAAUGACACGACGCGCAAUUUAAGCGAAUCAUCGACCAGCAAUACAAACAUUUCAUCGCUAUCAACUGCAUCAACGGUUGAUAUGAAUUGUACGGAUGGUGGUACGAGUUUUAAUCGUGAAGGUGAUGACAGCGAAGUAUCUCAAGAUAGCAUAAGCUUGUAUUUGGAUACAGACGAAAAGAACACAAGUAGUGAAGAUUCUUUACCUAGUGAAUUGCUUUCAUCACAAUUAACAUAAACGAAGCAAAUUUGAAAUAUAUAAAUAAAAAAACAACAGAAAAAAAUAUUUUUUUAGCAUAUUGUUUUCUUUUAAUC